CCCGGCCGCCGUCCUUUUAACGCCUGCGCACUGUGGCGGAGGGGAGGUGAUGGCGGUGGUGGGGCUGCGCGGUGUCCGCUGGCUGCGGGCGGCGACCCUGCUACGGGCGGCGGGGGGCCGGGCAGCCCCGCUGGGGGCCCGAGCAGCGUCAGGCUUGCCCAAGCACUUGAUGCCUGGACCUUACCCCAAGACCCCAGAGGAAAGGGCAGCUGCUGCUAAGAAAUACAAUAUGAGGGUGGAGGACUAUGAGCCACAUCCGGAUGAUGGCAUGGGGUAUGGUGAUUAUCCCAAACUUCCUGACCGAUCUCAUCAUGAGAGAGACCCCUGGUAUCAGUGGGACUACCCCGGUCUGAGACAAAACUGGGGAGAGCCGAUGCACUGGCACUUUGACAUGUUUCUCCGGACCCGUGUUGACACAUCCCCCACUGUGGUACCCUGGCACACCAUGCGCAAUCAAUUCUUCUUCUUUAUUGGCUUCAUGCUGUUUAUGUUCUGGCUUGGAGAAAUGUACCCAUCCUACAUGCCUGUGGGACCGAAGCAGUAUCCUUACAAUAACCUGUACCUGGAGCGAGGGGGCGAUCCCAGCAAAGAGCCUCCAGAGGUGAAGAAUUAUGAAAUCUGAAAGAUGCAUGCAAAUGUAGCUCUUCUCCUGGGACGUUUACUCUGGGGGUCCUCCAGAAUGUUCACUAAACACUUGUUCUCUAAGACAUUUACUCUUAAUGAAAUAUAUUGUGAAA
Messenger RNA from Dermochelys coriacea (leatherback sea turtle), 737 nucleotides. It is a transcript of the gene NDUFB8, whose product is annotated as NADH:ubiquinone oxidoreductase subunit B8. Gene Ontology annotation, biological process: mitochondrial electron transport, NADH to ubiquinone. Gene Ontology annotation, cellular component: mitochondrion. The coding region runs from base 50 to 622 and encodes 190 amino acids. The record is from RefSeq and is a predicted model, not a curated record. Lineage: Eukaryota; Metazoa; Chordata; Testudines; Dermochelyidae. The transcript is spliced from 5 exons.